Cryptomeria japonica (Japanese cedar) is the source of this 1687-nucleotide messenger RNA. Its product is annotated as lipid phosphate phosphatase delta. Gene Ontology annotation, cellular component: endoplasmic reticulum membrane. The transcript has 8 exons. The coding region runs from base 365 to 1612 and encodes 415 amino acids. Gene Ontology annotation, molecular function: sphingosine-1-phosphate phosphatase activity. NCBI's taxonomy places the organism in Eukaryota, Viridiplantae, Streptophyta, Pinopsida, Cupressales, Cupressaceae. The record is from RefSeq and is a predicted model, not a curated record.
UUUAUCAAGUUCAUAAAAACGGGGCGGCCUUGACAAUGGGCUCCUUAAGAUAGAGAAAUUAAAAGUCAGAUUACAGGUAAUUCCCAAUAGUUUACUUCUCAGCUGCUUCUCCGGAAUUUGACUCCGUCCACGUUGAAUGAGAAACAAUCUCAGAUGACCGCAUUAAGUCGUACGCGCCAUCUGACAGCCCCAAUGCAAAUGUCGAAUACUUUAAACUAAAUCUGCUCGACUCCUGGCAAUUGGAAAUUUGCUUGGCGAUUUCUCCUCCUUAGAAAGGCCUCUGUGAGAAAUUCUCAACGCAGAGUAUUUUGUUACAAGGGUUUCUUUAUAGGACGGAGGGUUUUGAAUUUUAUUUGAACGCGAAAUGGAGACAAUACCCACAUGGCAGGCCAUGAGUUUAGCGGGCAUUUUAGUGUGGAUCUUGUUUUCUAGAUUGACAAAUUUGACAGUUCGCGUCAGAUCUUUAACGCAGCCUGCCGUUGCUAGCUGUGUUCAAACGGGUGUUCGCUGGGUUCUCUUUGUGCAGAGACUGGAACACCCAUACUUGGAUACAUUUUUUGCUUAUCUUUCAAUUAUUGUUUCUGUGACAUUCUACACAUGCUUCCUUCCUUUGGUAUUCUGGAGCGGCCACUGCAAAUUAGGAAGACAGAUGACCCUUCUCAUGGCAUUCUGUAAUUACACAGGGAACUGUGUCAAGGAUAUAGUCUCAGCUCCAAGGCCUCCAUCUCCACCUGUGAGGAGAUUGACAACUACCGAGCAUGAAAAGGAAAUUUCAUUCGAAUAUGGGUUGCCUUCAUCACACACUCUUAAUACGAUUGGCCUAGCUGGGUACUUGCUUUAUUAUGUUAUCAAUUAUAACUAUAUAGAUGGAUAUGCCCCUAAGCUGGUUGCCAUUUCUUUAUUUCUGAUCUUGGUAUUCCUAAUUGGGCUUGGAAGAAUUUAUCUUGGAAUGCACUCUCCAAUAGAUGUUGGUUGUGGAGCUGUUCUUGGCACAGCAAUUCUUAUAUUCUGGCUGAGUGUCCACGAAAGUAUUGAUACUUUUGUUACCUCAGGCAAAAAUGUUACGUCCUUUUGGGCUAGCCUUGCAUUUGUACUGCUUUUUGCAUAUCCAACACCUGAGCUACCGACACCAAGUUUUGAAUUCCAUGUUGCCUUCAAUGGUGUUGCUUUAGGAGUGGUAACUGGUAUCUACCGCACUUUUGAUGAGUUCCAUCAUGAGGAUGUUCCAAGGCUUUUUGGCCCAGAUCUUGGAGCAAUGAUAUUAGUUAGACGAGUGUUUGUUGGCCUUCCAAUAAUUAUAGCAGUCAAACUCAUUAGCAAGGAAUUGUCAAAAUGGUUCCUUCCACUGAUAUGCAAUGCCAUGGGACUGCCAAUAAAAUCCUCAUCUUAUAUCCAACCUGUAAAAGGGACCAUUUCUUCUACAAAAAAUAUUAAAAACUUUGGCCAGUUGUCAUCAUGCAGCAGACAAUCAGGUUACUUGCAGAAGAUUUUUCUCUCGUCUCCUGAUGAGUUUUAUAAUGUCGAUACAGGCAUCAGAUUGUUCCAGUAUGCAGGUUUAGCCUGGGCAGUUGUUGAAUUAGUUCCCCUUGUAUUUACCGUGUUGAGAUUGUAAAUUAAAACUAGUUUUGUAACAAUAGUGAUUCUUUUGUUUGAAAGUUGAAUGAAUAUUACAUUUUUGUAUUUUCUA